UAUUCCCCUCUGGUGUCUUGUCUGCUGCUUUGUCUGUUUCCAGCACGGGUUAAUCGGAAUUAACAGCUGGCGGUUGCUGCGCAUGCGCUGAUCCUCCAUACAGAGGAAAUAGCCGGGGAGUAGGUAGCUGCCUGAGAACGAGCGAGCGAAUACCCCGGGUACAGCUGGUUUCUCACGAAACAAUUAUGACCGUCUUUCCGUUGUCGCUUUCUCUCAGGUAUCUGUUUCCCGUUCGCUGAAUGGCGCUGGUUACCGUGCAGCGCUCACCGACCCCCAGCACCAGCUCCAGCCCCUGUGUUUCGGAGUCCGGCAGUGGGGAGGAGGACCGGCGCUCUCAGCCUAGGAGUAUCAGUGAGAGCUUCCUGACAGUGAAAGGCGCCGCCCUCUUCCUGCCCCGGGGAAAUGGCUCCUCCCCUACCUCCGCCUCCCGGUUCUCUCAGCUCCGCAGCAAACAUGCAGGUGACCUCCAGCAGCACCUGCAGACCAUGUUCACUCUCCUCCGACCAGAGGACAACAUCAAACUGGCUGUACGGUUGGAGAGUACCUUAUACCAGGGGACUCGCUACAUGGUGGUGGUCUCCACUAACGGCCGCCAGGACACAGAGGAGAGCCUGGUGCUGGGCAUGGACUUCAGCCCUGCAGACAGCUCGUGCUCGGUGGGGCUGGUUCUCCCCCUAUGGAGCGACUCACUGAUACACCUGGAUGGAGACGGGGGUUUCAGUGUGUCCACUGAUAACAGGAUCCAUGUAUUCAAGCCUGUGUCAGUGCAGGCCAUGUGGUCUGCUCUGCAGUCGCUCCACAAGGCGUGUGAGGUGGCUCGUUGCCAUAACUACUACCCCGGCAGCCUGUUCCUGACCUGGGUCAGCUACUACCAGAGCCGGGUCUCCUCUGACCAAUCACGCAUCAACGAGUGGAACGCCAUGCAGGACGUCCAAUCACAUCGUGCUGACUCUCCCGUGCUGUUCUCUGGCAUGCCGACAGAGAGAGAGAGGACGGAGCGGCUGAUCAAGACUCGUCUGAGAGAGAUCAUGAUGCAGAAAGACCUGGAGAAUGUCACCUGCAAAGAGAUCCGCACAGAGCUGGAGGUACACAUGGUGUGUAACCUGUGUGAGUUUAAGGAGUACAUAGACAACGAGAUGAUCCUGAUCCUGGGCCAGAUGGACAGUCCCACUGAGAUAUUCGACCAUGUUUACCUGGGCUCUGAGUGGAAUGCAUCCAAUCUGGAGGAGCUGCAGAACAGUGGUGUGCAGUAUAUUCUGAACGUGACAAGGGAGAUUGACAACUUCUUCCCAGGUGUGUUUGAGUACCAUAACAUCCGUGUGUAUGAUGAGGAGGCUACAGACCUGCUGGCCUACUGGAACGACACCUACAAGUUCAUCUCCAGAGCCAAGAAAGCGGGAGCUAAGUGUCUGGUGCACUGUAAGAUGGGUGUGAGUCGCUCUGCCUCCACGGUGAUAGCCUACGCUAUGAAGGAGUACGGCUGGGACCUGGAGAGAGCAUUCAACUACGUUAAGGAGCGACGUGCUGUCACCAAACCUAACCCGUCAUUUAUGAGACAGCUAGAGGAAUACCAGGGCAUACUGCUGGCCAGUAAGCAGAGGCACAACAAGCUGUGGCGUUCCCACUCAGACAGUGACCUAUCAGAGCACCACGAGCCGCUGUGUAAGACCGCCCAACACCCCCACACCCUGGGCCGCUCCGAUCCCCGUAACCAGGGUAACAGCCCCGCCACCCCCUCACUGCAGGAGCUGCUGCAGCCGCUGGGCACCCCCUCCAACACGGGGCAGGUGGUGCGGUCCAUCUCUGAGUGUGGGACCCCCUCUAGUGCAGGGAAGGUGGUACAGUCCAGUAGCCAGCCCAAUACUACUGCUACCCAAGAGAAUAACAUGGACACUAACCAGAAGACUAGGACUGAAGCUCUGUUGACCUCCACAACUGGAGACCAGUCAGUAGGCACUGGGGACCAGUCUUCUCCUACUGGCGACCAGUCUGCUCCUACUGGCGACCAGUCUGCUCCUACUGGCGACCAGUCUGCUCCUACUGGCGACCAGUCUGCUCCUACUGGCGACCAGUCUGCUCCUACUGGCGACCAGUCUGCUCCUACUGGCGACCAGUCUGCUCCUACUGGCGACCAGUCUGCUCCUACUGGCGACCAGUCUGCUCCUACUGGCGACCAGUCUUCUCCUACUGGCGACCAGAAGCCUUCACCAGCAACAGUUACUACUGCCUCCACUGGUUCCCAGGCCCAGGGGGAGUCUGUAUGUUCCCCGUCACCCCCUCUCCAAGGCCUGUGUGAUUCCGAGGAGGACCCCUCGACCCCGCCUCUCCCCCAGCCGCGGGCGGCCACCGUGGUGCCUGACAUUUCUACGGUAACUGUGGCGGAGACAGUGCCUGUCGGGCGCCCUCACCCACCCCCCUCCCUUCACCACCUCCCCCUCUCCCUUCCAACCCCCUCCGAUGCAGACAAGACUCCGAAAGCCAAGGAGCCGUCCACCACCUUGCCUAAGGAAAAAUACUCUCAGCCACAGGUGACCCCAUCAGUGCUGGAGUCAUCGUCGAUGACCCCGGAAACAAGCACACAAACAGCAGGACCACAAGAGCCGUCCACACCAGUGCCUGACAAGAAACUAGACUGUGACCAGCGGUUACCUGGGGCAUGUUUGGACAGUUCAGCAUCCCAACAACCCUCCAGUAUUGAGGUACUCAUCAUUAGCCAGCCCAGUGCCCCCCCCCAGGACCCUGCUGCCGGGGCGGGGGGGUCCUCGGCUCUCAGCACAGACCACAUCAACUUCUUCAGCGCCAGAGAGAAGUUCCAGGGUCUGACUCAGGACGGGAGGACCCGUUUCCUUUCUGAUCAGGCACUGCAACAGACACCUCAGCCCAUACCCAGGGAUCCAGGACAGGAGCAGCAGGAGGACCCCUCUGCUGUGGCGACUGAGGAGGGAGAGGAGGAGGAGGUCGAGGAGAGGAAGAGGAACAACAUCGUCUCUGUUCACCUCAUAGUCACAGAACUGGAGUCCUUGAUGCACACUGUGAUCCCUCCCCCUGGCCCUCCCAGCCAACAUGAGCCUACUGCUUCCCAGGACCAGGAAGUGGGUCAGUCAAACCAGGAAGUAGAGGGCAAAGAUGCAGAGUCACAGCAGGAAGUGGAGGAUAUCAAAGAGGAAGUGAAGGACAAAGCAGAAGAGAUGGAAGCAGUCUCCAACUCUCCUCCCGCCCCUCACUCUGGUGAUUGGGCGUUGGGCUCUGUGCGCCGCGUCACCCAACAGCUGGAGCAGCGAAUGAGGCACGACUCCCCUUCCCCACCUCCACCUUCCCUCCACCCGACCCACCCCCAUCGUCGCUCCCCUCUCUUCCCUCACUCAAGAGAACACUCCCCUCCUGCCUCUCACCCCCUCCCAGAGACAAACUCCAACCCCCAGAAUGCACCACUCUGCCUGCAGGGGUCAGAGGUCAGCACUAUGCAGGAAAAGGAGGAGGAUGGGGGCUGUAGUCCUAUGGAAGAUGGAGGACAGGAGGCUUGGAGAGAAGGUUUACAUGAAGACAGUGGCCAAACGCACAAACACAACAUUACUGAUGGCAGCCUUGUAUCUACCUUCCACCUUCCACCCAUCACCCCUCUCCACCCUACCCCCAUCACCCCUCACCACCCUACCCUACGCUCCGCCCUCGCCCCCCUCUCAUCCAUGGAUAUCCUGUGUCUGGAGGGGGUGACAGAGUUUGAGUCGGGCACAGACUGGGACAGUCCCCCGGGUCGAGGACCCCCCGGUGACAUCAUCAUGAGGGAGACGUGGGAAACUCUGCGGGAGCUGGGGGCGUUCCUUCGCCAGGUGAGCGGGGGCGGAGCCAAGGUGUGGGGGGAAGGUGUGGAGGCGAGGCAGAAGAGGGUCAGGGGUGGCGACCGGCAGAGAGCCAGGGAGGUGGAGGCACGGAUUCGCCAGGCUGGGCUGACCCCGCCCUCCCUGAUGAAGCGCUCUGCCUCAUUGGCUAAACUGGGCUGCCUAGAGCUGUCGGCCAAUGACCUGAGUGACUGGGAGAUUAGCCCCACCUCUCCGGUGACACCCACUCUGGAAGCCCUCCCUCCUUCGGCAGCAGCUGACGAGUCCUCCAAGAAACUCAGGGUGCUAUUCCACAAUGCCCUGUGUCCUUCUGUCUCCACCAGCAGGCAGGAGUCCCUCAGGAACAGAGCGGAGGGGCCUUGUGAGAGUGGACACACCCCAUCAGAACACUCGCGUUCUCCUACGUCCAAUCAGGGCUGGCAGAAGGGGAAACGUCCUGACUCUGGCCACGCCCCCUUGCUGACGCCCGACCUGAUCUCCGUGGCAACACGACAGCAGUAUGGAAGGACACACCCGCUACGCAGGCUGAAGAAAUGGACUGUCAGCACCCUCUACCACACUAUGUGAUCCUCACAGUGUGUGUGUCUGAGAGAGAGAGCGCCAGAGACACAAUGAUGAAAACUGGUUAAUUUCUUUCUGGAACUAUUUGAAAGCUGGUCAAACGCCAGCCACUUCCCCGAGCCCCUCCACCUUCCCUGGCAGAUUGUAGAAAAUCAGAUGGGUCUACAAUAUGCUGGCCUCUGGGAUCAUUGGAAGGCUAGAUGGAUUAUAUUGAUUUAUAGCUAACACAAAGCUUAUCUGUUCAGGGCGAGAGGGUGUUGUGGGCAUCAUGUAUGUAGUGACUUCUAGGAUGUGUAAUGUUUAUUGUUGCAUACUGUAUGUCUGUAGUGUGUUUUUAAAAUCAUUUUAGGAUGUGUGUGUUUAAUAUCUUUUGGAGUCUGAACUGUGUGGGGCAGAAUAUCUCCAUAUGGAUAUUUAUGUUUUUAAAUAAUGUUUGUCACUUUUUUUGCACAUAAUAGGAAGUGUGUGUGUGACUGAAAAGUGCAGUUCUCCCUUCCCUUUCGAUCAGAAAUAACAAUGGGGAGGUUUCUCAAAUGAUGCACUUUACUGUUGUCUUUUUUAUGUAUGGUUCCUACUCUUGGGGAGCAUGCUUAAUGUGAGUUAAAAUUGUGUGUAUUUUAGUGUAAAAAUGAUUUUUGUUUUAAAUCUGUAAAUAUCCUCUUUUUUAUUAUGUGCUUAUUAAACUGUGACCAAUAAAUAAUGACAACUCCGA
Messenger RNA from Coregonus clupeaformis (lake whitefish), 5112 nucleotides. RefSeq names its product protein phosphatase Slingshot homolog 1. The record is from RefSeq and is a predicted model, not a curated record. Gene Ontology annotation, biological process: negative regulation of actin filament polymerization; protein dephosphorylation; actin cytoskeleton organization. Lineage: Eukaryota; Metazoa; Chordata; Actinopteri; Salmoniformes; Salmonidae. Gene Ontology annotation, molecular function: actin binding; protein tyrosine/serine/threonine phosphatase activity. Gene Ontology annotation, cellular component: cytoplasm.